CUGAACUUGCCAAUACAGAAGUAGUAGCUAGAGCUAGCUAGCUAAGCCACCAGCUAACAAUGCUGCGGAAGCCAAGCCAUGUCGACGCCGGUGCCGGCGCCAACUGCGCAGAUGCGAAUGAGGAGAGGAAGGGGCUGUGGUCUCCGGAGGAGGACGAGCGGCUCUUAACCCAGAUCACCCGCCACGGCGUCUCCACCUGGAGCUCCGUUGCGCAGCUUGCAGGGCUGAGGAGGAGCGGCAAGAGCUGCCGGUUGCGGUGGAUGAACUACCUGCGGCCGGACCUGAAGAAGGAGCCCAUCUCCAAGCGAGAGGAGAAAACCAUCAUCUCCCGGCAGCAAUCGCUAGGCAACAGGUGGUCGACGAUCGCGGCGAUGAUGCCGGGCAGGACGGACAAUGAGGUCAAGAACUAUUGGAACUCCCGCAUCAGGAAGCGCCAGAAGGCCGCCGCCAAGGCAGGCUGCUGCACCGGUAACGGUACUGAGCCAGCGCCGGAAGCCGGAGAGAAUGAAUCAACCAAUGCGGCCACGGCGGCGCCUAUCCCGGCGCGGUUCCCGGUGUUCGCGUGCCAGCUGUUCGAUGGCAGCGCCACGGCUUCUGCAGGCAGCUACGCCAACGGCGGCAGCACCCUAUCAACUACUACUGAGCCGCAGAACGCCGAUUCGGAGAGCGAGGCGAGCGUCGGCCACGGCGGCGAGGACGCUCAUUGCGCCGACAGCGACAGCGAUUUCAUCCGUUAUUUCCUGGAUGAUCUCGAGUACCCGGCCGAUUUGCUCAUGGAUGUGCCGGGGUUCAUGGACGCAUUGGAGAGUGAACUGUGUUAGAUACAUGGCUUUAGUCUAAUAUAUAUAGAAUUCCAAAUAAAUCUUAAAGAUCUAACUAAGUGAAUAUGAAGGAAGAACAAUUUAAAAUGAAUUCUUUUCUCUAUUCACUUAGUAUGUGUGGAU
Phragmites australis (common reed) is the source of this 944-nucleotide messenger RNA. Its product is annotated as transcription factor MYB57-like. NCBI's taxonomy places the organism in Eukaryota, Viridiplantae, Streptophyta, Magnoliopsida, Poales, Poaceae. The transcript is spliced from 2 exons. The record is from RefSeq and is a predicted model, not a curated record. Bases 60 to 821 code for a protein of 253 amino acids. Gene Ontology annotation, biological process: regulation of stomatal movement.